ACGACUCCUCUCUUAUGGAAAUGGGGCCUGAUUCCGGAACCCAUUUAUGCUCAACGUAGAUCUUAUCUCUAUAAAUCAGAAAUCAGAUCUUCACUUUGGAGACACUCACUUAGAUCUUCUUGAGCUGUGUUACGAGAUGGCAAUGGUGUUAGAGUUUUUCGUAGAAAGGUUCCUCCUAAAGAUAACCAACUUCGCGGCGGGAGAGAUAUGCAAAGUGCUAUGCGUGAGGGAGGAGGUCGAAACUCUGGAGAGAAGGUUGGCGAGGAUCAAAGGCUUUCUUCUCACUGCAGAGCAAAGGAGGCAUGUAGAUCCGGCAACGGACACCAGGGUGAGGGAGUUGAAGGAUGUCAUGUACGACGCGGAUGAUAUCAUCGAUCUUUGCAUCAUCGAAGGUGGCAGCUUGCUGAAGAGUCGGGCAUCGACGACUUUUGCGGUAUGCAAUCCUUCCAGCUCGCAAAGUUCGUCUUACUUUGGAUCUAUCAAACACCGCUAUGAAAUCAGUGGUAGAAUAAAAAGACUUAAUGAUAGACUGAAAGAGAUAACGGAAGAUAGAUCUACAAUACCUGAUAUCUCCUGGGACACCUUCCAUAGAGGUUAA
This is a messenger RNA of Musa acuminata subsp. malaccensis (wild Malaysian banana), 598 nucleotides long. NCBI's taxonomy places the organism in Eukaryota, Viridiplantae, Streptophyta, Magnoliopsida, Zingiberales, Musaceae. The record is from RefSeq and is a predicted model, not a curated record.